AGAUGAGUGAGAGCAUCCUGAGCCCUUCAGAUGCCCCGUGGCACAGAGGAAACUUGGGAGUUCUGGUUUUCACUGUCCUGUUUCCCUCCCAUUGCAUUUCCAGUGGAAAGGAUGUUUUGGAACCUGAUGACCUUCACAACCAGGGACUUCUCCAUCCGCUCACUGGCUGACCGCCUGGGUGACCUCAGUUACCUCAUCUACGUCUUCCCUGACCGGCCCAAGGACGAGGUCUUCUCCAAGUACUACACGCCGGUUCCCUGUGAGUCCGCGCCAGCUAAAGCUGUGGAUGGAUACGUGAAGCCACAGAUCAAACAAGUGGUGCCAGACCCCGAGGCUGUGCUGGACCCUGAAGGGGACUUUGACCUGGACGACACGAUGGACGUAGCAAGGCACGUGGAGGAGCUUCUACGGCGGCCAAUGGACCAUCAGUGGAUCCCUCACGCCCAGUCGUGACCUGGGGGCACCUCCCCCCACACCCUGUGACAGCCCCACCUGGCAGCCAGGGCCUUGGGGAUGACACGGGGAUGAAGCCCUCCUGAGAGCAGCCUUGUGUUCAUGUCUGUGUGCCAGAGCCAGUGGUAUGUGAGGGGUGGGGUGUCCUUUCCCAAGGGUUUGCUCUGAACCGUCUGCAGUGUCCUAGGGCUGCACGAGGCUCUCUGGUGUUUUAUCCCCCUUGUACAAAAGGCAGUGGAUUUGUCGCAUGGUUUUCCUGUAUGUUCCUUUGAGGCCCAGCUUUGGCUUUCUGCUUCUGCAAGCUCCUGCUCUCAUGGCUGUUCCCUAGUGCACCACGCGUGUCCUGGCAUCCCACUGGCUCCCUCUGGAGUCUGGAUCGUUGCCUGUGCCCCAACAAGCCCCUUCAGAUUUGGCAAGAGGGCUGAGGGAGGUGAGGAGGGUGGAGCUCCUUAUCCCGUUUUCUGUCACUGUUAGGUAGAUCCAGAUUCACCCUGGAUCCCUAGCUGCUCUGUUCUGUGGGAGUGGGGGUGUGUGCAGGGGGUGUGGUGAGCAUCAGGGUCCUGGAUGGGGAUGGGGAGUGUGGCAGUGGGUGAGUGCCUCAGAAGGCCACAGGUGACCUUUCUUGGGCAUCUCACCCUGCCAAGGCAAGUCUGUAUCUAGAAGCUGCUCCCAUGUUGGGGAUGAUCAGGAUGGCAGUGCCCUGCCAGGGGCUUUCUUGCCUGGGGGUCCUUGUCAGGUCUGUCUUUGGCAUGAAAAGUUCACAAGGGAUUUGUGCGCCUCUGUGUUCCUGCCCCUGUGGCACCCUUCCAUCAAUGUGUUGGGUGAACCAUAGUGCCCUGCCUCCUCUCAGGUUUGCUCGUUUAACCAGGAGUGAGAGGAGGAAGGUUGUGUCGAAGAGGGGAUCCCAGGCCUGAGGCCCAGGGUCAGGGAGGGAGGCUUGUCUUGGGGUGGGGAUAGGAUUUGGGAAUGAAGCACCCUGCCCUUGAGAAACGUCUGCCCCUCCUGGCCCCUUGGGAGACCUUCUUUCCUUUCAACGUUAUUUUUAUACCGACAAGUAAAUAAAGCACGGGCUAUUUUUUUAACACAGAG
Messenger RNA from Alligator mississippiensis (American alligator), 1542 nucleotides. RefSeq names its product signal transducer and activator of transcription 5B-like. The transcript is spliced from 3 exons. Bases 31 to 453 code for a protein of 140 amino acids. Lineage: Eukaryota; Metazoa; Chordata; Crocodylia; Alligatoridae. The record is from RefSeq and is a predicted model, not a curated record.